This is a messenger RNA of Drosophila hydei, 1361 nucleotides long. Its product is annotated as dnaJ homolog subfamily B member 12. Gene Ontology annotation, molecular function: Hsp70 protein binding. Gene Ontology annotation, biological process: cellular response to misfolded protein. Gene Ontology annotation, cellular component: endoplasmic reticulum membrane. NCBI's taxonomy places the organism in Eukaryota, Metazoa, Arthropoda, Insecta, Diptera, Drosophilidae. Bases 171 to 1286 code for a protein of 371 amino acids. The record is from RefSeq and is a predicted model, not a curated record. The transcript is spliced from 3 exons.
AUUGUCUCGUGCUAUGUGUCAAAAAAAUAAAAACGAACCAAAAAUUGGAAUGGAUAACUUACACACAGAACCUUGUGAAUCGAAGUUGUGCUUUAAUUCAUUGCAGCCAUAUACAAAAUUGAUUGUUUUUAACUUAGCUAAACUGCAAUAAAUACAAGAGCAUAGCAGAUAUGUAUAUCAAACCAAAAUUUUUGAUUACACAAGCUACCGGAAAACGUAGAGAAUAUGCAGCUGAAGCCGAGGAUGAACCGAAUGAAGUAGACCUGCACUGGCUGAAUGGAGCUGUAGCUGAGAUAAUCCUGGGCAAUUAUUCUAAGGCCAUGGAGGUGAUCAAUCAAGGCAUGAUAUACAGUAAGGAUAGUCAUGAAGACAUUACAGCUUUGCUGGAACUAAAGAAUAUUGUGGCACGUCUGCGACUCAAAUGCGAAACGCCAGAACAGCUAAUUGGUCCCACUCACAAAUCUGCUGCGCUUCCCAAUAGAUUCAGUGUGUAUAUGCUCGAUCUGGUGCAAAAGGUUUUGCGCUGUCGAAAUCAUUACGAGGUGCUGCGCAUUUCCCAUCACGCUACCUACUCGGAGGUGAAGCGUGCCUACAAACGUCUCGCAUUGCGCCUGCAUCCUGACAAGAAUCAUGCUCCAGGCGCGGGGAUAGCAUUUCGACGCAUUAACGAGGCAGCGGACACAUUGACCGACAGUCAGCGACGCAUUGAGUAUAAUUUGCUGACAGUUGUGGGUGAUUGUGGCAUGAACAAGAGCUCUUAUAAUGUAAACCAGGUCCACGACCAAGGACAGGCGCAGUCACGCAAAUAUCAGCCUGCAAAUCAGCGUGUGCCUCAACGUCAAAGCCUAUAUCAGACCGAACAGCUUGUCAUUGGACUAGUCGCAGCUUUGGUUUUUAUUAUAAUUACUCUACACUACUUGGCCUCAGCGCCCAAUUACAGCUUUUCUCCCACCAGCAGCCACAGCGUUCGCAUGACCAGUCGGCUUAGCCGUGUGCCCUUCUUUAUAAGUCCCAAAUUGGCCGAAAGCCAAACGCCAAAGCAGUUGCAACUCUUAGAGCAAGAGGUCGAUGACGUCUACGUUACUGGGCUGAAACACAAUUGCAAACAGGAACGCAAGCUACGCACCAAGCUGCUGCAGCGAGCUCGACACAUCAACAAUCGCAAUUUACAUGAGCAUGCAUUGAAGAUGCCUACACCUGCCUGCCACGCUCUCGUUCAGGUGGAUCAGAAAAAAUACAAGCUAUUAGAUCACAACAAUGAAAUUUCAAAUGAAUUCUUGAAUUGAAGCAAAAUUCGAAAAAGUAAUACCACAAAAAGCAUAGACAUACAAUCGGGAAAUUGCAAAAACAAAUUUUAUGUA